AUGGAGGGAAGAGCAAUAACAUCAAAAGAAAUAAAAAAUGCAAUGGAUCAAAUGAAAAGUGGAAAAGCUACGGGAAGUGAUAACAUCGCAUUUGAAUUAGUUAAUGCGUUAGAUGAUUUUGGAAUAGAAAAGAUCACAGAAAUAGCAAACAUUGUAUACAAUGCAGAAAACACAGAAAAUGUUCCUGAAGAAAUGUUGGAAUCAAUUUUCAUAGCUUUACCUAAAGAGUCUGGGACAACAGUUUGUGAACGUCACAGGACUAUAAGUUUGAUGAGCCAUGUUACAAAGAUUAUUUUAAGAGGGGUAUUAAAUCGUAUAAAAGAACCUAUCAGGGAAAAUAUCUCAGAUAACAGUUUGGCUAUAGACCAGGAAAAGGGACAAGAAAUGCAAUUUUAUGCUUAA
Anneissia japonica is the source of this 402-nucleotide messenger RNA. RefSeq lists its product as uncharacterized. Bases 1 to 402 code for a protein of 133 amino acids. Lineage: Eukaryota; Metazoa; Echinodermata; Crinoidea; Comatulida; Comatulidae. The record is from RefSeq and is a predicted model, not a curated record. The transcript has a single exon.